UAUACUGCCUGUGAUGGAAUUUUCAUGGAAGUACAUACAUCACGGAUGUGCAGUAAUGGACACUGCACCUCAUUAGUUUUGGACCACAGGAAAUCUGGGCCCCUGGCAUUCCCUUGCAGGAGACACCAUGAACAUCUGGUGUCUUUGACAACAAAUCUGAGAAAUAUCCCUCCAGCACCUGAGAAACCUCUACCACCACUAAAGCUACACAGCAGAGCCAAAAUGAAACUUCCAGUAGAGGCCAAAGGAUUCGGAGUCACCCAUGAAAAUGCUCUUCAAGGUAUUGUUACAGAAUUGAAGGAGAAAUUCCCCAGUUACAGUCAAGAAAAAAGAGAGACACAAUGUCAGAAGAAAAAGAGGGAAACUGAAUGUACAGUUAACCUUGUUGCCAAAUGGCCGUCUACAAGUAAUAAAAUACAGUCACCCAAGCAAAAAAGGAGCACCUCUUUGGCAGAACACCUACAAAUCUCCUUAUGGACCAAAUCUCAGGCAGAAGAGGAAGGUAAAGAAGUUUUGGAAGACAUUACCAGCAAGCAAUCCCCCCUAAUGAGAGAAACUAGCAGGGUAUCCAGAAAGGGACAGCACAGAUGGCUGAAGCAGUUCUGGCAGAAUCGCAGCCUGGUGCUAGAGAGUGGGGUGCUGGAACAUCUCAGUAAACAGCAGCUGUUGUUGCAAGAGAGUAUGUAUGAGGUGGUGACCACAGAGUUCUCCUACUUGGAGAGUCUGACUGUGGCUGUGGACCAUUUCAUGGAGUCCCCUGCCCUCAGUCUGCUUCUAACACCUCAUGACCACAAGUCUCUCUUCUCCAGCAUUGCCAGGAUAAAAGAGAUUAGUCAAAAUUUUUUAGAUGCCAUGAUUAGGGAGCUGGAUACUAGCCUGUUCUUCGAUGUGUGUGUGGUCAUCCACCGAUACACCAGCCAACACUUUGGAGCCUAUGUGGACUAUGUUCGCAACAUGUCCUACCAGGAGCACACUCUGCACAACCUGCGGAAGCAGAACCCCCAGUUUGUGGAGAUCUUGGAUCAGCUGCAAGAGCACCCACUCUGCAAUCGCUUACCACUGAAGUCCUUCCUGGUUCUACCACUCCAAAGGGUCACACGCCUCAAAAUACUGGUGGAGAAUAUUCUGAAGAGGACAGAACAAGGAUCAAAAAACCAGACUUCUGCUCAGAUUGCCUUGAAGGAGAUCUCCAAGGUGGUGGAUUCCUGCAACAGGGAAGUGGGCAAAAUGAAACAGAUGGAGGAGCUUGUGCGCAUUGCCAACAAGACUGAGUUUGAGUGCAAAGCUCUGCCGCUGAUUUCAUCCUCUCGCUGGCUGGUGAGGCAGGGGGAACUGACUGAGCUCACGGACAAGGAGAACAUCUUUGGCCAAAGAAAGUUGUCACCAGUCUACCUUCUGCUCUUUAAUGACUUGCUGUUAGUGGCAGUCAAAAAAGGAGUGGACCGCUUUGUGGUGCAGGACCAUGUCCACCGUUCUCUUAUUGAGAUUAGUGAUGGAGAGGAUGUUGAGUGUGAGCUGGACAGGACGUUCCGACUGGUUCUGCUGAAGAACCACAAGGGGAGCACAUCUGAGCGCCUGCUGAGAGCUCCCUCCCUAGAAGAGAGGACCCUCUGGGUACAGGCACUAAGUCCACAGAAAAGAGGGGAGGAAGUGAUCUAUGAAGAGUGGGACUGCCCUCAGGUGCAGUGUACUGAAAGUUACUACACACAGCAACCUGGAGAGCUGAGUUUGCAACUGGGGGAUGUCAUAAACAUAAUCCAAAAGACUCAUGAUGGCUUCUUGGAGGGGAAGAAGCUCGUGGACGGGGAGCAGGGCUGGUUUCCCAUUAGUUGUGUGAGGGAAAUUGCCAAUGAACACGUUCAGAGGCGGAACCUCCGUCAGCGCUACCAUGUCCUGCAGACAGCCAGCCAUCUGCUGAGUCGCCGCUAUCUGCCGCAGGAAUGCCGCAACACCACUUGCUUCUGAUUGAGCCCUCGCAUUCUGCGGAAAGCCGAUGCCCGAACCUUUAAGUCUUGUGUAUCAGUAGGAAGAAAAUUUUUGCACCUAACUACAGUUACAUGAUGUAGCAGGAGGAAA
Molecule: messenger RNA, 2076 nt
Organism: Scleropages formosus (Asian bonytongue)
Lineage: Eukaryota; Metazoa; Chordata; Actinopteri; Osteoglossiformes; Osteoglossidae
Product: ephexin-1
Exons: 13
Coding region: 25-1965 (646 amino acids)
Biological process (GO): activation of GTPase activity
Molecular function (GO): protein binding; guanyl-nucleotide exchange factor activity
Source: RefSeq, a predicted model, not a curated record